GGAUAGCACAGGCACGUCCCGGGGGCUCCAGCUUCUGCUCAGAGCGCGGAGAGCCGGGCCGGGCGGGCGCGCGCGCAGGACUCGGGCCGCUCGAGGGGUCCGGCCGGACGGUGUCGGGAGCCGGACCCGUCGGCAGAGGAGCGGGCGCCGCGAUGGCUGAGGGCAGUGCCGUGUCUGACCCUCAGCACGCCGCGCGUCUGCUGCGAGCGCUCAGCUCUUUCCGCGAGGAGUCUCGCUUCUGCGACGCGCACCUGGUCCUCGACGGGGAGGAGAUCCCGGUGCAGAAGAACAUCCUGGCGGCGGCCAGCCCGUACAUCAGGACAAAGUUAAACUAUAAUCCUCCAAAAGAUGAUGGAUCAACUUAUAAGAUUGAACUUGAAGGGAUAUCGGUAAUGGUUAUGAGAGAGAUCCUGGAUUACAUCUUCAGUGGGCAGAUCAGGCUAAAUGAAGAUACAAUCCAAGAUGUUGUUCAGGCAGCUGACCUGCUGCUACUGACGGACCUUAAAACCCUGUGCUGUGAGUUUUUGGAAGGCUGCAUUGCUGCUGAGAACUGUAUUGGUAUCCGUGACUUUGCACUACAUUACUGCCUCCAUCACGUUCAUUACCUUGCCACAGAAUACCUGGAGACUCAUUUCCGAGACGUCAGCAGCACGGAAGAAUUCUUAGAGCUGAGUCCUCAAAAGCUUAAAGAAGUGAUUUCUCUUGAGAAGUUAAACGUUGGCAAUGAAAGAUAUGUCUUUGAAGCAGUAAUUCGAUGGAUAGCACAUGAUACAGAAAUAAGAAAGGUCCACAUGAAGGAUGUUAUGUCAGCUCUGUGGGUUUCAGGGUUGGACUCCAGUUAUUUACGGGAACAGAUGCUGAAUGAACCAUUAGUACGAGAAAUUGUCAAAGAGUGUAGCAAUAUACCGCUCAGCCAGCCGCAGCAAGGGGAGGCGAUGCUGGCCAACUUCAAACCCCGGGGCUACUCUGAGUGCAUCGUGACUGUUGGUGGAGAAGAGAGAGUUUCACGGAAACCCACAGCAGCGAUGCGAUGCAUGUGCCCUCUCUAUGACCCUAACAGGCAGCUUUGGAUCGAACUGGCCCCUUUAAGCAUGCCGAGAAUUAACCAUGGAGUUCUCUCAGCAGAAGGAUUUUUGUUUGUAUUCGGGGGCCAAGAUGAAAAUAAGCAGACUCUUAGCUCAGGAGAAAAGUAUGAUCCAGAUGCAAAUACAUGGACAGCAUUGCCACCUAUGAACGAGGCAAGACAUAACUUCGGAAUUGUGGAGAUAGAUGGGAUGCUGUACAUUUUGGGAGGAGAGGAUGGUGAAAAGGAGCUGAUUUCCAUGGAGUGUUACGAUAUUUAUUCUAAAACCUGGACAAAGCAACCUGAUUUGACCAUGGUCAGAAAGAUCGGCUGCUAUGCAGCUAUGAAAAAGAAAAUCUACGCCAUGGGUGGAGGCUCCUACGGAAAGCUUUUUGAGUCUGUAGAGUGUUAUGAUCCCAGGACCCAGCAGUGGACUGCCAUAUGUCCACUAAAAGAGAGGAGGUUUGGAGCGGUGGCCUGUGGAGUUGCUAUGGAGCUGUAUGUGUUUGGGGGAGUCCGAAGUCGUGAGGACGCCCAGGGUAGCGAGAUGGUAACUUGCAAGUCCGAGUUCUACCAUGAUGAGUUUAAAAGGUGGAUCUAUCUUAACGACCAGAAUUUAUGCAUCCCCGCCAGUUCCUCUUUUGUUUAUGGAGCUGUACCUAUAGGAGCCAGUAUUUAUGUUAUUGGAGAUCUUGAUACAGGUACCAAUUACGACUACGUGCGUGAGUUUAAAAGAAGCACAGGAACCUGGCACCACACUAAACCACUCCUUCCAUCCGACCUUCGCCGUACAGGAUGUGCAGCCUUACGCAUUGCGAAUUGCAAGCUUUUCCGCCUGCAGCUUCAGCAAGGCUUAUUCCGUAUUCGUGUUCAUUCCCCUUGAGGAGGAAGCAGAGCAGAGUGCGAGAUCCUGACCCAAGAGCACCAUAACAUAGCUCCGAAAGGGAGAGCAGAGAUGGCAGCUGAAACUCACUCUGUGCUGGGCUUUGGUAUGGUAACUCUUUGGUGGUUUUAUGAUGCUUACAAACUUGAGCUUUAGCUCUUGUUUGGGAGAACACGUAACUGUUGAAAAACUACCUGGGAGGAGUGAGUUCCUCCAGUUAAAUGUGGCUGUAGAUGUUGGAGGCUAGGGAGGCUAGUAAAUAUCAAAAGGAAAAGGGAGUGGGAAUUGCUAUCAUGUAAAAUAUCAAAGUUAAAAUACUAAGGUGCAUUUUCCCUGAAGGGAACUCAUGUCUGACUGCUGUAUUCAAAUACGUAGCUUUGGUAACAAACAAAAUCCGUAUAUGCAAAUCAACAUAUCCAAACAUGCCAAGACUGCUUUUCCACUGCACUUGGAAGGAUAUAUUAUGCCUAACCCUGCCCAACAAAUUAAGGUUUGUGCCUAAAAUGUUAGAUUGGACUGUAUGCCAGUUAGUCUCCAUUUAUUCCUAGUACUCUGUCCUAAGAAUCUUUUUAAAACUAUAUCAUGAUGAAUUGAAAUGAAGAUAAAAUUGCUCUUUUGUAACUUUAUCUUAGUAAUGUAAAGAUUCAGUAAAUUGAUGAGUCAGGUUGCAGCCCUCAUGUGAACUGAAAGAAGUUGCUCGCUUCUGUGUUGACUUAGAUCAAGACACGUCACGCAUCCUUUCUGGGGUAGUACCUGUGGAGCCGGGAAGGGUCUCCUGCAGUGCCAUUCUGCCUUCUCAAUGAGCAAAACCAUUUUCUAAGUAUGAGGAUAUUAGUGAGUAGGAGAUUUUAUAAAAGAAAGACCUGAGUCAGACAAAUAAUAAAGGUCUGCUGUGGCUAAAAAAGCAAAAACAAAAAAGCUAUCCAGACAAAAUACAUAGGGAUCAGAAACUUUUUCAUAUAACCUGUCUGAAAGCACACAAAGUCUUGUUUACUACUGUUUAGGGUUUGAAAACUUGUCUUAGAAUGCGAAUCUGUGUUAAGAAUCUAGUCUUUGUAAUAGAAGUUUCCCAGUGGCAUUCACUAGUGAGAGUUUUAGACAAAUUAUGUUACGAGUAAAGUUUGGCUGGUAGAAUAAACUACCUCAACUUAAUUUCAUUCUGUUCAUAGUAGAGCAAAUUAAUCUUUUCCUCCUUCCCUCCUUUCCUAUCUCUCAUUCUCACCUCAACCCACUUUACCCCACUUCUCAUUGGGGGAAAAAUGUCUUUCGUUCGUGGAACGUAUCUUGUAAGAUAUUUUGUUUUCCACUUGAAUUACACCACCCUAGUGUGAAAUCGGGGACUUCAAAGUGCUUGAUUCCUUCCUAAAUUGAAUUUUAUGCAAUGUCAAAUUUCUAAUCAAUUUAAUAUACAGUACUUCAUUUUUAAUUGUUUUCUAAAAAAAAGGUUUUUUUUUUCCUUUUGGAAUAUGGCUGUAAGAAGCAGCAUUUUGUCUUAUUAACACAUGUAUAAAGGUAUCCUUUGGUUUUAAGUCGAGAACAGGAAUUUCUUCUAGAAACUUCCUGUAUGGAACGUUUAUAUGCAAUUAACAUGCAUAUGAAAAACAUCACUUACGUUCUCCCACCCAUAGACAUAAAAAAGGGUGACCUGUGAUUUUUUUUCUUAUACCUGCUGGAAGUCAGUACAAUGCGUCAAAAGUUGCUGAAAGAUGCUGUGCCUAUGGGGUUCUAGAGAGUGUUGAGUGUGGUACAUUAACUCUCCAUUUUAGCCAGAAGAUACCUGAUAAGAGAAGGUGUAAGGUUUUUAUCUUAUAUGCCAGAGGCACCAGGCCAGAUGUGCCGCACAGUCAUGUAAUUCAAUCAUGUUUAAUAUGUCAGUCAAAACCAAAUUCAGAAUUGUUUUGUGUACCAGUCAGCUGUUGUCUGCACAUUUUCGUAGUGACAGUGUGGAGAUCUUUUUAAUGAAAGCAAACUAUGUGGCCUCUGCAAAGAAAGGAAGAUUUUUCUUUUUACAACUAGAUAUUAGUUUUAGAGGAAGGAAAUAGCUGAAAAACUAAAUUUGCUUUGGUGAAAUGUCCUGUACAGAACAGUACCUUGGCAUUCAGCAGCUGUAAUUGGGGAACAUUAAAACAGUAACUGACAUCCAGUUAAAGCCACGAUCGUCAGCAAUUCUCCUUUUUUAAUUUCUGAUAUUUAAAGUUUUUUUUCCAGUCUACACCAGGCCUCUCCAAGGAGACAGUUCAUUAUUUAGGAGUGAAUGUGUUCCUCUUGCAAUAUUAUCAGUACCUGCAUGACUUGGUAAAUUCAUUUUAUAAAAAUAGUGUUUUUUUUUUUUAAUUUCAGUUCAUUGACUCUAUAACUGCAGAAAUUAGAUAAUGUUUUAUAAAAUAAAUUUGCCACAUAAUAUGGGAUGCAAUAACCAACAAAGCUGCUAAGUGCCAAACUGUUAUUUUACUAUAUAUAAAUAUUAAAAUAUUGUGUUGAAGUAUAGGGAUGUAUUUAAUUUUACUAUGCUCCAACAUUAAUCAUGACUCUUUUGUAAAUUACAGUUAUUUCAGUAUUGUAAAAUAAAUGUUGACUCAUUUCAUGCAGGUUUGUGUUUUAACAUUCCACUUAUGCCUUGAAACAUCAUUUCUUGAUAACUUUUUGAUACUUCUUUCUUGAUAAGGCACUUUUACCAGGUGUGUGUUGGAAUUGGUGGCUCAGGAUAGGUCUUAAAUUUUAAAUACAAAUAUCUUUGGGGGAAGUGCAAUUUAUUUUCAGAAGGAAAGUUGUCUCAGGUUAGAAUAAGUAAAUAUUUAAAGAACCUCUCCUAGGCUGCAGUCUAAAAUAGGUAGUUUGUUUCUUUGUUUAGCAUAUCCAAAUUUAGAUUUUUCAAAGAUUUAAGUGUUUAUUGAAAGUGUUUUUUGUUUUGUUUUUGAUAGUGCUUAUAUCCUGUGAAUAGAAAAAGUGUGAGAGAUGAAUGAGUGAGUUGUACGUGUGUGUGUGAUGCUAUUUGACCUGAUAAAUGUAUUUGUGUUUACUUUUUGAAUUGUAGUUCUAAACUACAUAUAUUACUGUCUCCUGGUGCUUCAGAUAAAUUCUUGAGCCUGUUGACCUUCAGUUUAUACUACUGUGUCGAACUCAUAUUGAGUGUAAAUAUUGAAAUAUUUGUAGUUUAUAGUAAGUUUUACUUGGUGUUCGCGUUUCUCUUCUUCAGCAGGAUUAAAAACAGUGUUUACCAACUCGUAGUUGGUAUACUGUCAGGAUUUGGCCUAAGAAAUUUCUGAAUGCAUUGUUUAGCUUAGUACUUCAUUGCUGUAAGGAAUUGAUAGCUAACUGUAGGCUUUUUUCAAACUGUAUAACAACCAAAAAGGAGCAUUUGGGGGUAUGUUGGAUGGUGUUUUGUUUGUAAACACUUUGUUAUAUUGCACUACCACUUUAAUGAUGACACUUCCUUCAUUGAUGGCUUGGAAGUGUCAUUUUUAUAAUUUAUGAGUUGGGGGGAUUCCCUAGUCAAUGCAUAGGAAAUACAUUCUUUGUACAAACGUGGUAAAGAGAGGACUGGCUUUGCUAUGGCACCUAAGUUACUCAUGGGUAGUUAAGUUUCAUUUCUAGAGAAAUGUCUUAGCUGCUGUGGUCCAUUAGAGUUCCCUUUGGUACAUUCCUACCUCAGUGUACCAAACCAGGGAUUCCAAAAACCUUCCAAGGAGUGCUAGAAACACCGCAGUAUCCCCUUCCAGAAUGUUGGCGUUCAUGAUUCAAGAGGCCUCCCGUGGUCAGAUGAAGACCUUUGGUUAAAUGGGGGAAGAAUGAGGUGGCGCUUUGACUGUAUCAAUUUAAAGAUGCCGGAACCCCGUUAAAAACACCUGGUGGAAGGGAAAGGUGAGGCGGCCCUUUUCCACUGGCUGCUCACUGAGCACUGGAGUCCAGGAAGUCAGUGAGAAGAGAGCAGCUGAGUGUAGCAAAACCCGCCUUGGGUCAGCCAACACAUGUCUGAUGAGCACCCACUAGGAACUGUGCUUGCCAUCCUGGGAGCUGAACAGUGAGGCAGAGGUCACACCACUCUCCUACUCAAGGUCAUAAACCCACUAUGGAACGGGCAAGGGCCCCGUCUUUGUCAUCUGCCAGUCUCAGUGCUUGCACAGAGUAGGUAGGCAAUAAACAUUUGACAAAUAAAUAUAAGAUUCUUGUGAUCAAAGUAAUGUUCUUCUGUUGAAAAGGGCACUCCAAGAGUGACUGAUUUUACUGGGUUUUCAGUGAGAAACUUUGUACCCAUAUGGGCUGGCCUCCUAUACGGAGCUGAAACUAGCAUGGGCCGGCCUCCUAUAUGGAGCUGAAACUAGUAUAGCAUAAACAAUGCCAAGUGCCUGAUGUACAUGAUGUACAGUCUUCUGAUUGUACCCUCUAUAUGGGACUAUGAGACCCUCUAUAGACUCAGCACAGCUUAUAAUGUUGAUCAUGUUUAGUAUUGGGCUUUAUUGACUGCUUUUUAUAUGGGUGUCAAAAUCUUUCCAGGACAUACCCCUUUGAUCCUCACACCUCUGGAAUAGGCAGGGCACUCUCCCCAUUGUACCAGGGUAAUCUUGGAGGCCUGAUAGAUAUGGCUUCAUUUCUCACUUUAGGGAGGAGCAAGAACCAAAAGCAGAAGCCAGGUCUUUGGAUUAUCAGCUCACCAGUCAGCCAGUGAGGCUGGAACUUGAUUUUUCUAGGCAUACAAGUAUUUUUAGUAAUAGAAUAAUCAUUUUUAGUAUUAAUACAAUUUACGCUCCCAAACAUGUCCUUUGCUAGUUGCACAGGCAUAAGCUGAAAGAUCUUUGAUUUUCUUUGUUAGUUAGCUAUAGGAAGGUUAAGAAUUUAUUUACUAAGGUCGUAAGAACAGAAGAAAGUUUCUUUGAAAGAGAAACUGUUUUUUUAUUUCAAAGAGCUUCAUGUAUACUUCCCUCUCUUAUUCCAUGUAAUUAGUAAGGGAAAAUAAACUAUGUCUUAGAAUGUUGAGGAAAGUAUUUUGAUAGCUUUUAAUAAUUCUUGAAAUACUCUUUACUCUGUCUGUAGUUUUGAGAAAUUACAGAAAUUCAUAGUAUAAGGAUGAGAAGGGGCCCAUUUGCCCAUAUUUGAUAACACAGACUUGGAUUGAGUGUCUGUCAUGCCUGCUGGCAGUUAAGUCUCAGUGGUAUUGACUGCUAGGCAUUUUCUAUAUUUUUUGCAAGUUAGCUGGUAAAACUUGGUAAAGUUUUGUGUUUUUCAGAAGGAACCCUAUUAUUAUUUCCAUUUUAAACAUAUUUCAAUAUUGUCUCAUUGUAAUAGUUCCAUUUAUGUGACAUCUGAGGAAUUAAAUCAUACUUCCAGAUGGUUUGGUCUAAUGUAUACAGUUUAGGAAAGUUUAUUCUUUUUUAUUUUAUUUUAUUUUUUUAAAUUUCUUUUAGAAACUGGGUUUUGCUCUGUUGCCCAGGCUGAUCUUAAACUCCUGGCCUCAGAUGUGGAGACCCAGCUGGGACUACAGGCAUGAGCCACCACGCUCCGUAGAAAGUUUGUUCUUUUUCAGUUCUGUCAUUGAAAUUCUCUAAGUGAUUGGAUUUUUAAACCCCUUCCCCUUUUCAUGAAAUUAAACAUCAAAUAAAUAAAACUACAUUAUAUAAUUAUUUAGUCAGAAAUGACUGUUGCCCUCUCUUUUUUUUUUUUUUUUUUUUUUUUUUUUGAGACGGAGUCUCGCUCUGUCGCCUAGGCUGGAGUGCAGUGGUGCGAUCUCGGCUCACUGCAAUCUCCGCCUCCUGGGUUCAAGCAAUCAUCCUGCCUCAGCCUCCCCAGUACCUGGGAUUACAGGUGCUUAUUACCACACUCGGCGAAUUUUUUGUGUUUUUAGUAGAGACGGGGUUUCACCAUGUUAGCCAGCAUGGUCUCGAUCUCCUAAACUUCGUGAUCCGCCCGCCUCAGCCUCCCAAAGUGCUGGAUUACAGGUGUGAGCCACCUCGCCUGCCCUCUUUUUUUUUUUUUAUUUUGAGAUUAAAACUAAUUCUUUUAAAGUCACUACUCAGCUGAAAUUUGGCCUGAUUAUAAAUGUUGAUAAUAAUUUCUUCCUGGCUCAACAAAGUUGUUGAGCUUCCUUCUGUGCACACAUUGAAAGAAAACCAGAAAUUGUACAGUCGUGAUAUGAAUUAGAGAAGGAACAGGUGGAAAAGGAUGGCAACACACAGAGUCCGGGGGACACACGGCCUUAAGAUGAAGUGAACGAGUAGACACUGAAUAGGAUCCACGUAAAUGAACGGCCAUUUCAAAUCAUUCACAUCCCAAACGGAGGUUCAUCUGUCUUCUGGUUGGUGAAUUAUAUUUAUUAGGAUCUUAUUUUUAGCAUUUCAUUACAAGUAAUAGGUUUGGGUACCUUAUUUUUAUUGUUUUUACUCAUCAGUUAUGAAUAAGGCAUACCUUAGAAACUUGGGUUAAAUUUUUUCAAGUUAUACCAGUCAACUUGGUUUAAAUACAACUGUACUAACUUGCUUUAUCAUGUUUCCUGUUUAAUUGGAUGAGAAUUACAUGCACUUAUUCAGUUGUUCUUUGUGUUUAUAGGAAAAACUCUGUUCUCAGCUACCUCAUUAUGUAGUAUUGUGCUUGAUCCCCUGCCAAUUGAGAAGAAUUCAACACAUUCUGUUCUUUAACAAAAGCUUGGAAGCAGGCAGUCAGAGGCCUUGAGGAAUACAAUUCUCUAAGGCCUGUUUUCCAUUUUACUACUUAAAAAAAAAAAAAAAAGAAAAGAAAAAAAAGCACUUACAACCAGGAGGAAUAAUAAUUCUCCUAGAGUUGCUGCAAACUGAUUACUUGAAACUCAACUUGAACUUUAAAGAGUCUUUAAAAGGCUGUUUUCAUAAUGCAGAAAAGUAGUCUAUUUAAACGCCACUGCUGUGUAAAACAGGGGGCUCGAUUUCCAUUCUUGUUAGCAUCAGACAAGAAAAUGUGUCUAUCUGUCAUCUGACCCAGUAUUUGGGAUUUGGGUGCUUGAGGAUACUAUUUUUUUCAUUUCUUAUAAGGUGCUAUUGUUUCCCAGAAAUCUUUAAUUUUGAUGAAAAUCUACUCAUUGCUAAGAUCCUCCUCACUUAAAGUGUUUCCUCAGUGCAGAGUUGAGGUUGGCAGAACUAUAUAGAGUUGGAUGAUACUGAAAAUCAUGAAUGAUGUGAUUUGUUCCAUGUAUCUGUGGAACAUCCCUCACCUUCCUCCGGUAUGCGCCUUCUGCACUCCACACGUGGUCGCCUCCAUCCUCCCUAGUGUCUGUCAGCUUGCCUGGUCACCAAGUCAGGAGGAAGAAGAUGAGGAGGCUCACCAGUUGUAGGCAAGACUCUUCCUCUCGGGAGAUCUUGUAAUAAUGGCCCAGUUUCAGGGCACAGUUGUACACAUUCUACUUAAAUGGAGGAGUUCAGUGAUGCCGUGGCCAAAAGAGUUAUGCCCAUUUCUAAAAGCCUGGCAUAUUUGGUAUAACUUAAGCACCAGGUAAAAUCUGGUGCUUAAGUUGUACCAAGUAUAGCCAAGUUUAACUGUCGUUGUGUAUUAAUAAGAUUUAAUUUUUAUGCUUGUGCUUUUCAGAGUAAAGGGCUUGCUUUCAAUAGUAGAAUGACAAAGCUUCUCCUCCAAUGACAAUCUGUUAGCACCCUGUUGACUUAGCUCAGGACAUGAGACUGACUUAGCUCAGGACAUGAGACAUUUCCUGGAAGUGAUUUCCAUGAGAACAAAGGCUUAUUCCUUUAACUUAAACCCCAAACUUUGUUAUUUUAAUUAUUUUCAGGCAAUCAUCUUUAUAUACUUUCCUUACAAACCCAGUGGUUGAGAGCAUAGGCCUUGGUGGCAGGUGCAUCUGGGCUUGGGGGCUUCUGCCACACUUACUACUCUGUGACUUGGGAAGCUCUUAAGGCUCCCAAGGCUCCGUUUCUUAUGUGGAAGAAGAAUAGCAGGAGGACUCACCUCUGCGGGUUGUUGUGAGGAUUAACUGGGUGAUGACUGUAAGCAGCUGGGAGAGUGCCUUGUGUGCAGUGACCACUGUUGCUGCCACCAUGAUUAUGUCACCUCUCAACAUGGGGUGGUGGGAGGCCCUGUGGAUGAGGCCAAGGCUGCCUGCACUGAGUGUCCCAGGCCUUAUAGCUUUCCACAUUCUCACGUCUGCUGCCACAUGAUAUACAAGUAAAUGUAUUAGAAGUUGGUGUUCAUAAAAUACUUUUUUUUUUUUUUUUUUUUGAGAUGGAGUCUCGCUCCGUCACCCAGGCUGGAGUGCAGUGGCGCCAUCUCCCAGGCUCAAGGGAUCCUCCUGCCUCGGCCUGCCAAGUAGCUGGGACUACAAGUGCACACCAGUAUGCCCAGCUAAUUUUUUGUAUUUUUAGAACAGGUGUGGUUUCACCAUAUUGCCCAGGCUGGUCUCGAGCUCCUGAGCUCAGGCAAUCCGCCUGCCUCAACCUCCCAAAGUGCUGGGAUUACAGGUGUGAGCAUCCAGCCAGAAAAUGAUUUGCUUUCUAGACCCAUAUCACCUCUCUCCAUCUACAUCUCUAGUAUUUAAAUUCAACACAAUUCUAGAUAGCUGAAACAGCCCAAAAUAUGUGUUUAGAAUACUUAGAGUUUGUUAUAAAUAACCCUCUGUUUAGAAUUUGCCCAGUGAAAUUCUCUAAUAAUACUUAAAACUCUUUACUAAAGUUGAAUUUUCCUUUUUUUUCAUUGAAAUAGCAAAGGUAGUAAUCUGUAUUGGUCAAAGAAACGAGAUAAUUCCUAGAUCUCUGUUUUAGACCAGUAGACCUAACUGUGCUUUCUUAACUUGGAUGUUACAUGAAACUUAAAAACAAACAAAUAUGUGUUACAAGUACUUGUGUGUACGUGCAUGUGUGUUUGUGCAUGUGUCUGUGUGUGUGGAACUUUUGUACCUUUGCAUAAAGAAGGUUAUUUAACAAAGUGGUACAAACAGUGAACUACUUAAUCCUUCUAUGGUAUCAUACACUUCUUUUCCUGGUUAGGUUAUGAGACUGGCAGAGGUAGGAGUAUAUAAUGUGCUCAGCUUGUCUUGAUUUCAAUAAGACAUUUGAUAAAGUCAUUCUUGAUCUCUGAAUGUGAAAAGGAAGUAGAACAGCCGGGCGCGGUGGCUCACGCCUGUAAUCCCAGGACUUUGGGAGGCCAAGGCGGGCAGAUCACCUGAGGUCGGCAGUUUGAGACCAGCCUGACCAACGUGGAGAAACCCCGUCUCUAUUAAAAAUACAAAAUUAGCCGGGCAUGGUGGCACAUGUCUGUAAUCCCAGCUACUCGGGAGGCUGAGGCAGGAGAAUCUCUUGAACCCAGGAGGCGGAGGUUGCGGUGAGCCGAGAUGGUGCCGUUGCACUCCAGCCGGGCAACAAGGGCUAAACUCCAUCUCAAAAGAAAAGAAAGAAAGGGAAGUAGAAGUAGGAUUUAACAAAGGACCGAGAAGUCGGCUGAAUAGCCAGGUUCAGACAGUGUUGGCAAGAACGGAUCUUUGGCAAGAUCACUUAAGGUGAGCUACUCUAGCAGCAUCCUGUUUGACAUUUGUAUCCAUAACUUGAAUAAAAAUAUAGAAGGCAAAGAAGAGUGCUGGGCAAGAUGUGUUGGGUGUUAGAUCUGCAAUACUCUUCAUAGUGUAAUGGCUAAAUGUAAAGUCUUACGUCUCGGUUCAAGAAAGCACGUUGCUAUAUGAAAUUUCAGAAAAAAGUUUUGUUGCGGGGGGUGGGAUAUUGAUCAUUUGAACAUAUGCCAGUUGUUUCUCCUGCCCUAGGGGAGGUUGGCACGGCAACCUUCCCACUCCGUAGGUGGGUAGCCUUGCUGAUGGGGCACGUCGUCACCAAGGGACCUGAUUGUUGUCAUGGUUUUGUCUUGUCCUCCUCCCUGGUGAAAGUCUACUGCAGUUUUAUUCUCAGCUCUGGAAGGAGAGGGAACGAGCCUCUGCCUGUGUGUCCUGACCCCUCUUGCCUUGUUUUUGAUCUGCUCAGGCCGGGUGCAGUGGCUCACGCCUGUAAUCCCAGCACUUUGGGAGGCAAAGGCAGGUGGAUCACUUGAGGUCAGGAGUUCAAGACUAGCCUGGCCAACAUGGUGAAACCCCGUCUCUACUAAAAAUACAAAAAUUAGCCGAGUGUGUUGGUGGGCCCCUGUAAUCCCAGCUACUCGGGAGGUUGAGGGAGGAGAAUCACUUGACCCCAGGAGGCAGAGGUUGAAGUGAGCCAGGAUUGUGCCACUGUACUCCAGCCUGGGCGACAGAGGGGGACUCUGUCUCACAAAAAAAUAAAAAAUUAAAAAAAAAGGUCUGCUCAGAAAUAGGGGAAACACGGGAUCAAGAUCAUUAGAGAUUUAUAGGCUGGGAUGCACACCAUGUCUUCAGAGCUAGCCGGCUGUGUCUUCUCCCCGUUUCUUUCACUGGUGAAUAACCUUUCGUUUGAACCAGCCUUGAUUGUUCUCUCCAUGUUCCACUGUGGCUCCCCAUGGACACUGCUAGGUGGAAUCUCUGAGAAAACAGGCACUUCGCAGUCGGCGCAUCUUUCUCUGCCAGCUUAGGGAUUGCCGUCAAGGUGGAGGAAGGGUAUUUUGGCCAUGUUCGGAGUCGUUGUUUUUACUCACUCUUCUUGGGAUAGCUUUCCCACCCUGCCCUCUGCUCCUCUGUCCCAACCCUCUUCCAGCCUGGUUUUUUUACUGCUUGAAUUAUGUAUCCAAAAUAAAAAGGAAAAGAAAGGUGCAGUUGGGGCGGGUUGUUGGGGGCGAGGAGAAUAGCCCUUCUGGUUCUUCAGACCACAUAAUGGCCAGAGCAUGAGCCUCACAGAUCCCUGAGCAGACCUGCAUACUAGCACUUUCCACAACCAGCUGGCCCUGGCUGUGAGAGUCAGAUCUGUCCCCAAGGCUCCAGGUCAGAACUUGGACCCAGGUGCCUUCUGAGGCACCGCCAAGGACACAUCCCAGCGCCUUAGGCACCUGUAGGCUAGAAUGACACCUUCCAGGCCAGCCCCAGAGGCCCUCAGGGCUCCCCCUCCAAGCCGGGAGGGCAGGCAGGCACAGGCCCCGCUCACUACCUCAGCACCCAGUGCAGCCCCAGGCUCCCGGACGUGCUCGGCCCGGUGGCCUCUUGUGUGACAGGCCCUCUGCCAUGUCUGUCCGCAGAGCCGGGUGGGGACCCUCCGUGUGGGUCCUCCUCUGUCCCUUUGCAGCUCGCAUUCGCCAGAGCGGAGCGCAGCCCUUGUUUCCUUCUUUCCUCUUCAGCUCUGACUUAAAAACACACUAUGUUCCAAAUCGUUGUGGGAUCGGAAACUAGAACUGCUUGUUUCCAGGAGAGACCACCUUUUCAUAUUUUUUUUAAAAGGAAUUUGUGCUUCAAAAGAAACUCCAAAAAAUAAAUUUAUUGUUAGUCUAGCAUAUGCUCAUUGAAAUUGACUUAUGUUUUAUUUUAAAAAAUCAUGUAGGAUCUGGUACAUGGGGCGGGCAAAAGGGUAUCAUCAGCUUAAGAAGUAAAGAAGUGAGCCUUCCAUUUGUGUGGGUGAUAACAUCUUUUUCCUAGAUCGUACCUCAAAAUUCAGGCUCUCCAUGAAAACAAAGAUAAUCUGAAUAAAAAUUGUGUGUUGGGAAAUGUAUCAAGUGACCUUCAGUUAAGAAAAGCACAGGCUGUUUAUUAGCACAACUUGCUUCAUUAAAUAAUUCGUGGCUUUUUCUGCCACUGGGGUUCUUUUCGUUUUGAAUUCAGCUUGUGUUUGGUUCCUCGGUCUUGUACCCCUUCAGUUCGCCGGCGACGUAAUGGUGAUACCCUUUGUUUUUUGUAUCAUACCUUUUGUGAAUUGUGACAACCAUCCCGUAAUCAUUGUGGCCUCAGCAGAAGUUUUGAACAAUCUUUGCAGCCACUGUUGGGGUGUGUACCAGCAGCCUGGAAGUGACCAGCAGAGCUGACAAAAGCACCCCCUGCUCUGCCCACCUCCGCAGAGUCCUGUCCUCAUCAGAAACGGUAUCGCGGAUGCUCCUCAGGUAGGCGUAGGCAGACUUCAUUGUGUGUUAGCAGUGACAGUGAUGUCUGUACCUAUCUGUGAGUGAGACCCAUUCAUGACACACUAGAAAUGUGUACAUUCUUUUGUUUUCCAUCACGGGUAUAGGUCUUCUGCCAUGAAAGAGAACUAUCAAGGAAAUUCCUGAAAACAAGAUUUGUAAAUUCGAUUUGACCCUCCCAAAUUCAGGGCUGCUCUUUGCAGUGGUCCCUGGCCCAGCAGGUGGCCGGCGUGGCUCCUGUUGGCUCAUGCCAGUGUUGUGCUGGACCCUCGAGUAUGUGACUGUCACCCUUGUCCAAGACUGGUUUUUAACAGUCUUGAUUUGUCAUUUUGAUGCUUUGAAUACUAUAAGGAAAAUGCCACGAAUACCAUAUAAAUACCACACCAAUCUGUUGAACAUAUCUGUGUUUUCUGACAUGGGACCUGCAGAAUAGUAUUUCUUUUAAAUCCUGCAACUUUAUUAUCUAGUAGAAUUCCAAGUAGGUCUGCUUAGACACAUAUUCAGUGAAGAUUGUAUUGUGUGUGAUAUUAUCCUAUCUUUAAUAAAGUCCUACUACUGAAAAACAGGGAUUUGCAAUGAAAAUCAUAGCUAAAUAGGCAGGUUUAGAAAGUUCAAAAUAUUGGAAGUGCUAGAAGGCUGCAACUUGUAAAAUUGUACUCCCCAAGUUCAGUAGGAUAGUAGAGAAGUCGUGCUAAGUUGAUUUCAUUGAAAUGUCACGUCUCACAUCCUGUGGUCCAAAGGUACUAGUUUGUUUUGUGGAAUAAUUUUCUGUUCACUUGCUGAUAAGAAAUUUAGCAGUCAGAAGUAAUUUUUAAUUAAUAACCUUUCUUUUUAAAAGUUGCUUUAUGGUUUACAAGUAAUACUGAUGCAAAAAGGAUUUGUUAACCUAAAUUAAGUAGCACGCACUUUGUUUACAUGCUUCAGUAUAUUGUGGGGUUGGUCCCUUCUCACGAACCCAGGACCUGUGCUUGGGGAACAUUUUGCCAUCAUGCUGUUCUCUUGUACCAAGGAUCAGUGAAAGUGUUUUAUCUUUUUUAUGUAGUUUGUAUUGACUGGAUUUUAUAACUGUAAGAAAACAGAAACAGAGUGUUGUAUUUUGAUCUGAAAUUUGUGUAUGCUAAAGUAAUUUUGUUUUAUGUAUUGGAAGUUCACUUAAAAACUUGAAAUAUUUUCUAGAAGGGUACCACACAAAAGGAAUCAUCUUUAAGCUGUUUAAUUAACCUAAUAAAAUAAUUUGAUGGGGAAGGCA
Molecule: messenger RNA, 15159 nt
Organism: Homo sapiens (human)
Lineage: Eukaryota; Metazoa; Chordata; Mammalia; Primates; Hominidae
Gene: GAN
Product: gigaxonin
Exons: 11
Coding region: 153-1946 (597 amino acids)
Biological process (GO): cytoskeleton organization; protein ubiquitination
Cellular component (GO): cytoplasm; cytoskeleton
Source: RefSeq, marked reviewed